UCUCUGUCAUUUAAAAGGAAAAAUUGAAGGGCGUAUUUUUCUUUGUAGCGUCGUCGUUCUCCUCACGAGCUAGGGUUUGCUUUUGGAUUGUGUCCGACAUGAGCUCUACUGCAUCUACCAAGGGAGGGCGUGGCAAGGCCAAAGCCACGAAGUCUGUAUCUAGAUCUCAUAAGGCUGGUUUGCAGUUCCCCGUUGGGAGGAUUGCUCGCUUCCUUAAGGCUGGCAAGUACGCUGAACGUGUUGGUGCCGGCGCUCCCGUAUAUCUUUCUGCCGUCCUUGAGUAUCUAGCUGCUGAGGUUCUUGAGUUGGCGGGGAAUGCAGCGAGAGACAAUAAGAAGAAUAGGAUUGUACCUAGACACAUUCAGCUUGCCGUGAGGAAUGAUGAGGAACUUAGCAAGCUGUUGGGAACUGUGACAAUCGCUAAUGGUGGUGUUCUGCCAAACAUACACCAGACCUUACUGCCGAAGAAGACGGGAAAAGGGAAGGGGGAUAUUGGUUCAGCUUCGCAGGAGUUUUGAUUUUUUUUUUUUUUUUUUUUUGACUAUUUGCUGUUAUGUGACUGAAUUUUGGUUUAGCAUUUAGUUGGUUCUUGUUUAUACAGUUUAUCCGUAAUGCACAUCUUUUCUGAAAUCUUUGUAUGUUUAACUCUGGAAAAGUAUUAUGAGAUAAGCAUUUCUGCUCGCUGAAGUGUCAAUGUUUUGCUGGUUGCAUUAUUAUAUGAUUGAUGAUGCUGUUUCAGCUGUAUUAUUCUUGAUUAAUGUCAAUUUUAUAAA
Molecule: messenger RNA, 773 nt
Organism: Dendrobium catenatum
Lineage: Eukaryota; Viridiplantae; Streptophyta; Magnoliopsida; Asparagales; Orchidaceae
Product: histone H2AX
Exons: 2
Coding region: 99-518 (139 amino acids)
Cellular component (GO): nucleosome
Molecular function (GO): DNA binding; structural constituent of chromatin; protein heterodimerization activity
Source: RefSeq, a predicted model, not a curated record